Messenger RNA from Branchiostoma floridae (Florida lancelet), 3393 nucleotides. Its product is annotated as patched domain-containing protein 3-like. The coding region runs from base 217 to 3069 and encodes 950 amino acids. The record is from RefSeq and is a predicted model, not a curated record. NCBI's taxonomy places the organism in Eukaryota, Metazoa, Chordata, Leptocardii, Amphioxiformes, Branchiostomatidae. The transcript has 2 exons. Gene Ontology annotation, cellular component: membrane.
GAAGUUUGCUUUGGCUCAGCAUAAUGGCCACGAUUGUUCUAGGCCCAUGUUCGUAUACAAUUUUCCCACUGUUUGCACAUUGCACACACAAAUAAAUGGAGAGUCUCUGUACGGUCGUGCUGCCAGGUCAACUGCUGUCUUAGGUCAUGUUGAAAAUAGGAAGGGAUAAGUUCUGACUUUCAUACGGCGCAUUUCAGAUCUACGGAGGAACGCAACAUGGCAUAUGACUGCAUUGAGCGCCGGUUGCGCAGACUUUUUGAACAUUAUGGCGGGCUGGUGGCCCGUUAUCCGUUACCUUUCUUCAUCAUCCCGAUUCUGGUUGCGGGAGGUUUGGCGUCAGGCAUGUACUUACUCCCAACCCAACAAGAAUCCGGAGUAGAGUACCUGUUCACACCGACAAACGGGGAAGCCAAGACCGAGCGAUCAGUCAUACAGGACCAUUUCUCCACAAACGUCACGGACAACUUUCAGCAAAGCAGGCUUGCCGUUUUCGGGCGUUUCGGUCGAGUUAUCGUGACUGCCAAAGACAAAAGUAACAUUCUCCAGCAAAGUAUGAUGGAAGAGGUCCUACGACUACACGAGUUUGUGCUCAACAAUAUUUCUGUCGAUCACGAGGGACAGACUUACCGUUAUGAAGACCUGUGUGCUGCGUGGCAGGGGAAAUGUGACAGCAACGAGUUCCUUGAACUUGUCGACUACAAUGCCAGCCAAGUUCAAAACACCACCAUUCUCUAUCCGACAUCCUUCAGUCCAUUGGGAGUGCAACUCUUUCUUGGAACACAGCUUGGCGGUGUCACCAUUGUUGACGGUACGGAAGACACGGUCGAGUCUGCCGAAGCCCUCCAACUUCACUACUAUGUCCGUUGGGACGACAGCGAACAAGUAAACGAUGUUAUCAGCGCUAAGUGGGAGGAAGCCUUCCUCGCAGAAGUGCCUACUUUCACAUCUACGGACAUAGACGUAGCCAUGUACACGUCCCAAAGUCGGGCGAACGAACUGAACUCAGUGACAAACGGAAUCAUCCCUCUCUUCAGCAUCACAUUCAGUAUCAUCAUCACGUUCGCUGUGUGUUCCUGCGCGGACACAGACGCCGUACGCGCUAAACCCUGGCUCGGGAUGCUCGGCGUGUUGUCGGCCGGCCUUGCAAUCGUCUCCUCCAUGGGCCUCGUCCUCUUCUGCGGAGUGAAGUUCAUUAGUAUCGUGGCCUCUAUGCCAUUUCUCUGCCUUGGGAUUGGCAUCGACGACAUGUUCAUCAUGGUUGCUGCAUGGCGCAAGACCAACCCACGCCAUUCCGUGGAGCGACGCAUGUCCGAGGCACUGGGAGAGGCCGCCAUGUCCAUAACAAUCACCAGCAUCACUGACGCGCUAGCAUUCGGCAUCGGUGCUAUAACUUUCUUCCCUUCUGUCCAGAUAUUCUGUAUAUUUACCGGUGUAGCUUUGGUUUUUGAUUAUAUCUAUCAGAUAACCUUCUUUGCUGCGUGCAUGGCGAUUUUCGGUUACCGUGAAAAUAAGAAUCUCCAUUGGGCUACAUGCUUGCGCGCUCCGACCAAGAAAGAUGCUGAGCACAGAUCUGGCUGUUUCAGGCUGUUUUGCGCGGGAGGGGUAACUGGUACAGAGUUGGACCAGGGUAUCGUAGAUCAGGAGCCAGAAAGGGAUCACUUUUUAAUGCUUUUCUUUAAAAAGUACUUCGGACCAUUUCUGACGACUGGUUUUGUCAAAGUAGUCGUUAUCAUACUGUUCCUAGGGUACCUUGCCGUCUCUAUCUGGGGUUGUACACAGCUGCGCGAAGGACUGCGCCUUCAGUCGCUAGCAGACGACAAUUCUUAUAUUGUCAAAUUCUAUGACUUAGAGGAUGAAUAUUUCAAGACGUAUGGACCACAGGUAAUGGUCACUCUGACAGAAGAGGUAGAUUAUUCAAAUCUCACAAUCCAACAGCAAAUUUCUGACACCCUGCAGAAUUUUGAAAACAGCGAGUACACCUUUGGUUCAAACAAUACCGAUUCAUGGCUGAACGCUUACACAAUGUUUCUUCGAGGGCAUCCAUUCCUCCCAAAUACUCCAGGCUCUGAAAGGUUUAUCACUAUCCUGAAAGACCAGUUUCUGGCAACCGUUUGGUUCGAUCGCUAUCAGCUUGACAUAGAGUUUAACGACAAUAAAACAAAAAUAUUGUCAUCCCGCUUCUUUGUUCAGUCCAAAAACACCAACACCGCGAAUCGUGAGAGAGACAUGAUGUUGGAUAUGAGGCGUCUGGCCGCAGAAGCCCCAUUUCAGAUGACUGUGUUCCAUCCUGCAUUCAUCUUUUAUGACCAAUACACAGCAGUUCUUCCAAACACCUUACAAAAUAUCGGCAUAGCCACCCUAUCUAUGUUAGUGGUCUCCCUACUUCUGGUUCCUCAUCCCAUCUGUUCCUUGUGGAUCGCGCUCACCAUAGCUUCUAUCGACGCCGGCGUUAUUGGUUUCAUGACUCUGUGGGGUGUUAACUUGGACAGCGUUUCUAUGAUAAACAUCAUCAUGUGUAUCGGCUUUUCUGUCGAUUUUUCGGCCCACAUAACGUACGCCUUUGUAACGGGACAGGGAGAGUCGAGAAAUGAGCGCUCGGUAUUUGCUCUAUAUUCCAUCGGCAUGCCAAUCGUACAGAGCACCGUUUCCACCAUCCUUGGCAUUCUUGCUCUUGCCUUCUCCACAAGCUACAUUUUCCGGACCUUUUUCAAAACAAUGCUUCUGGUAAUGCUGUUUGGUGCUAUGCAUGGUAUUGUCAUACUGCCUGUAGUCCUGACUUUCCUGGGCCCUAAGAAGUCGCUAGGAAAACGAUUUGAAAAGCAUGGAAGUACAUCGAAGGUUGACGAUACAGCUUAUGCAACAACUGCCACAUUGGCAGAGCCUGGAACACUUGCUAUUGCCAGUGCUCGCCAAUCCUCCCCUUCGCAUAACGCAGCCAUCGGCAAUGAAAACCCGUUGAUGAACAAAGAAAUGGCAAACUGGAUAGAGUACGUAAACCAGUCGUAUGAGAAGGAUGAGCCAGAAGUGAGAGAGCGCGCAAAUCAGCACGAAGACAACAUACUAUAUUAGUACCGUAUUUUUCAAAUUUGAUUUCCCUCGGUCAGUGUAAGGUGACUUUGUAUCCUGUAUCGACGCGCGCGAUAGGAUAGUAUGCUGGCCUUGUACACAACUAUAGUCAGAUGCGACAAAUAUUUUCUUACAUCACCAUUUGGGAAUUGAGAAAGCCAACUCUUUAUUGAGAAAUCUUUGCCUUAACUUUAAUGGCAUAAAGGCACAUAAUGCAGGCACGAAUGUAGUCUGUGUUUGUCUGUGUAAUACCCCCGUCACAUUAGGCGAAAAUCGAUCGGAAGACUAGUCUACGAGCUCUAAAUGACAUUUUCGUGAUUUUUCGGG